CCUACCUAUCGCUCUCCAUCUCACACUCACAGAGUCGACACGACGGAGCCAUCGGCACCACAUUCUGACAGAAACACGGUGUAUAUCGGGAGAAGUAUUAUGGGGGACCGCGGGGUUUUCUUGCUGCUCAUGGCUGUGGCCUCGGCGAUGGCUCUCGAGGUGCCGUCGGACGAGGGAGCAGGGCUUCUGGCCGAGCCACAGGUGGCCAUGUUCUGCGGAAAGCUUAACAUGCACAUCAACGUUCAGAACGGCAAAUGGGAACUGGACCCUUCAGGCACUAAAAGCUGCAUUGGAACUAAGGAGGGAAUCCUUCAGUACUGUCAAGAGGUUUACCCUGAACUACAAAUCACUAAUGUGGUGGAGGCCAAUCAGCCCGUCAGCAUCCAGAACUGGUGCAAGAAGGGUCGCAAGCAGUGCCGCAGUCACAUGCACAUUGUGGUGCCCUAUCGCUGCUUGGUUGGUGAGUUUGUGAGCGAUGCUCUGCUGGUUCCUGAUAAGUGUAAGUUCCUGCACCAGGAGCGCAUGGACAUCUGUGAGAGCCACCUGCACUGGCACACUGUGGCCAAAGAGUCUUGUGGAGACCACACCAUGAACCUUCACGAUUACGGGAUGCUGUUGCCCUGCGGCAUUGACCGUUUCCGUGGCGUGGAGUUUGUGUGCUGCCCAGCAGAAGCGGAGAGGGAGGCGGACAGCGACGACAUGGAGGAGGACGAUUCCGAUGUGUGGUGGGGAGGAGCAGAGGCUGACUACUCUGAUACCAGUAUGGCCCGGGAGGCAGGACCAGCAGAGCAGGCAGAGGCUGAACCUGUAGCAGCAGAAGACGACGAAGAUGUUGAAGACCAAGAAGAAGAGACUCUGGAUAAUGACCAGGAUGGAGAUGGAGACGAGGAGGAAGAGGAAGAUGAGGAAGACGACGAGAUGAUCGAUGAGCGCAGUGACAACGAGCAGACCACUAGUGUUGCUAUGACUACCACCACAACCACUACUACUGAAUCUGUAGAGGAGGUGGUCCGAGAGGUGUGUUGGGCGAAUGCAGAGACGGGUCCUUGCAGGGCCAUGUUGCCCCGCUGGUAUUUUGUGAAGGAGGAGGGCCAUUGCGCUCCCUUCAUCUAUGGUGGCUGCGGAGGCAACCGCAAUAACUUUGAGUCGGAGGAGUACUGCCUUUCUGUCUGCAGCAGUGUGUUGCCCACUACUUCUUCCAGCUCUCCGGAUGCAGUAGACCACUACCUGGAGACGCCAGCAGAUGAGAACGAGCAUGCACACUUCCAGAAGGCCAAGGAGAGCCUGGAGGCCAAGCACCGUGAGAGAAUGUCUCAGGUUAUGAGGGAGUGGGAGGAGGCAGAGAGACAGUCUAAGAAUCUGCCACGUGCAGACAAGAAGGCCGUCAUCCAGCACUUCCAGGAGAAGGUGGAGGCCCUGGAGCAAGAGGCAGCCAGUGAGAGGCAGCAGCUAGUGGAGACACACAUGGCUCGUGUGGAGGCUCUGCUCAAUGAUCGCCGUCGCAUAGCACUGGAGAGCUUCCUCACCGCCCUGCAGGCUGACCAGCCACGGCCACGUCAUGUGUUCAGUCUGUUGAAAAAAUAUGUACGCGCUGAGCAGAAGGACAGGCAGCACACCCUGAAGCACUUCGAGCAUGUGCGCGUAGUGGACCCCAAGAAGGCCGCCCAAAUUCGACCUCAGGUGUUGACCCACCUGCGUGUGAUCGAGGAGAGGAUGAACCAGUCUCUGGGGCUUCUGUACAAGGUGCCAGGCGUGGUGGAGGAUAUCCAGGAUCAAGUGGAGCUGCUGCAGCGUGAACAGCAAGAGAUGUCGGCGCAGCUGGCAUCACUGCAGAGUGACGUGAGGGUGAGUUACGGUAACGAUGCCCUGAUGCCGGACCUGCCCGACAGCACCGCCUCGCUGGACAUGCUCCCCUCAGAGGACUCUCAGAGACUGGGGUUGGAUGGCCUGGGCUUCAUUCAUCCUGAGAGCUUCAACCAGCCUAACACCCAAAACCAUGUUGAACCUGUUGAUGCUCGUCCCAUCCCUGACAGAGGUCUUCCAACUCGUCCAGUGUCCGGACUGAAGCCAGAGGAUGUUCCUGAGCUGAAGAUGGAGGCAGAGGAGAGGCAUAGCGCUGGCUACGAAGUGCACCACCAAAAGCUGGUGUUCUUCGCCGAAGAUGUCAGCUCCAACAAGGGUGCUAUUAUUGGCCUGAUGGUCGGGGGUGUCGUCAUAGCAACAGUCAUUGUCAUCACCCUGGUGAUGCUGAGAAAGAAGCAGUACACGUCCAUUCAUCACGGCGUGAUUGAGGUGGAUGCUGCCAUCACUCCAGAGGAGCGUCAUCUCUCUAAGAUGCAGCAGAAUGGCUAUGAGAAUCCCACCUAUAAAUUCUUCGAGCAAAUGCAGAACUAAUGGUCCAUUUACUAGGCUGCAGCCCCCUGAUCCCCGACCCUCUUCCUCCUUACCCUGCUGUGGACAGUGUAGAGAAGGGCUCACUCCACAAAGUCCCUGUCCUAUAGUACCACGAGCGAUUAGUCACUUUCUGACAGAGUCUUAGCCAGAUGAUCAGUUGGUCAAUCCAAUACUUCCGUUUCCUCGUGCAUGAAGAGGAAAUGCCCUUAAGCACCGAUUCAGGGUCAGGUGUUGUGAUGUGUGUGUGUGUGUGUGUGUGUGUGUGUGUGUGUGUGUGUGUGUGUUUUUUUUUUUUUUUUUUUUGGUUUUUUUUUUCUUCUUCUUUCUUUUUUUUUUUUCUUUUUUUUUUUUCUCCUGAUUAUUAGAACCUGGGUAGGUUUAGCUGAUCCAUGGUCUGUGUUUAAGGACAUUUUACUGGAGCAUUCCCACACUGUCCAUUCCCACACUACUUCAACUGCUAAACACUGGGGUAUAAUGGGUUGGUGUCGCAGACACUGCUCUUCCCUUUUCCAUCCCUCUUUCCCACACCCAACCCACCCUCAUUCCCGUCCCUUGUGUGCUUUGAUGACAGCUGUGCUGUGUUUGAUUACGCCAGGUUGUAAAGGAUAAAAUCACAAUGAAAAUAUUAUAGUGAUGACACUAAUGUAACUCUU
Messenger RNA from Pygocentrus nattereri (red-bellied piranha), 3047 nucleotides. RefSeq names its product amyloid beta (A4) precursor protein a (gene appa). Gene Ontology annotation, molecular function: transition metal ion binding; signaling receptor activator activity; heparin binding. Gene Ontology annotation, cellular component: cell surface; Golgi apparatus; plasma membrane. The transcript is spliced from 17 exons. The record is from RefSeq and is a predicted model, not a curated record. NCBI's taxonomy places the organism in Eukaryota, Metazoa, Chordata, Actinopteri, Characiformes, Serrasalmidae. Gene Ontology annotation, biological process: axonogenesis; central nervous system development. Bases 100 to 2394 code for a protein of 764 amino acids.